Molecule: messenger RNA, 1257 nt
Organism: Daldinia decipiens
Lineage: Eukaryota; Fungi; Ascomycota; Sordariomycetes; Xylariales; Hypoxylaceae
Exons: 2
Coding region: 370-1095 (241 amino acids)
Molecular function (GO): protein heterodimerization activity
Source: RefSeq, a predicted model, not a curated record
AUAGUUCAAUAGGCGUUUCUAUAAUUCGACCAACCUCAACGAAUCGGCGAAAACCUCAAUCCCAAUCUGGUCACACUGUUGCUACUUUGAGAUCAAGUACUAGUACUACAUUAUUGGCCAGUCAUACUGAGCCGGGCCUCCUUACGAUUGACAAAUCAAUCCAAGUUAAUGUACGAAGUCCACGAUUGUCGAUUUGAAAGAAAGCUUACACCCCGUAAAGAUCUUCGAUACGACCUACUCGAUCAAUCCUUACCUUCCAAACGUCCGCUUCUUACAAUCAGAUAAUCCUAGGUGGGGCGACGAAAUUCGUCCCAUCCAACAUUCUUGACGGCCGCGUCUCGCGAUAUCAGAUAAUAGGAGAUAUUCGCAAUGUCGUCAUACGCCCAGCAGGUUCACCGCGCGCCUACCGCCUCCGAGAUCCAUCACGCUCUCCUACGUCCAGCCAUCCUACAGAUCCUCCGCGCACAGGGCUACUACUCAUCGACGCCCAGCACGGUUGACGCGCUGACCGAGCUCGCUGCAAAUUAUCUUACCGCUAUCUCGCGACGCACCGCGCAGCACGCGGCACUUAACAACGAGGUGGGUGUGCCAGGCCUUCCCGACGUAGUCGAUGUGCGCCUCGCUCUCGAAGACUGCGGUGCUCUGUGGCCAGAACGCGACUUCACGGCUCAAGAAGUAAGCGGGGAGGAGGACAUGAGAGGGGUUGACGAAUUCAUACGUUGGGUUAAGGGGAGCAAGAACCGGAGGAUUCGCAUGGUCGCGGCUCUGGACAAACCAGCCGCCGGCGAUGUUGGUGUAGAAGGAGUAGAGGAACAGCGCGGGACAGACUACUUGAGUGCGCUUAAGCGGAAGCACAACAAAACGGACCAAGACUCUAAGUACGCGGGUACGCUAUUAGGCCGAGGCAUCGUCGAAGGCGAGGUCGUCCCAGAAGGCGGAAGUGAGAACAGCAUACACGCCUGGGCACGUAAGAUGCACGAGACGUCGCAGCGCCCCCCUGAACCCGAAACUGUCGACAUCGAGUCAAGGCCUCCUAGCUCGGGCCUGAGCUCACUUGCCGACGAGGACGUGGCUAUGAUAGAUAUGGAAUUCUGAGCUUCUGAGCUACUGAGCUACUUGGAUUGCUACCGAUCCAGAUGAAAUUCUAAACCCCGAGAGAUACCGAGGGAUAUCGGCUCUGGCCUGAAUAUGAUUCUCGUCUUAUUGUCUUUAUCACACACCGAGCUAUAUUUUAGCCCCAAGACACGAUACGAGGGU